AUAAACAACUUCGUAACUGUUAUGAUACUUAAUGCUAUGAAAAAGCGGGAAGUUAAACUACUUUCUCACUUCAUUUGUGUUUCUGUAUUAGAGAAUUGAAAGGAUUUGAAAACAUUCUUGCGAUUAAGCCAACUGUUCAAGGCGAAGACGAUGUCCACUAAAGCAGAACGGAGAGCGACCUACGAGAAUAGAGUGGACCAAGAUGGACGGUUGACAGGAAAACACAUAAAAACUCUGCUACACCUUCAAGAUUUACACUCUGAAAACGAUCUCUUAAAAGCCAGAAUUGCUGAACUGGAGCUACAGCAGGCAAAAGCUGCAAGAUGUGAUCUUCUGGAGCGAGAAGUGGAGAAAUUACGGGGUGAUUUGUCAAAAUGUCAAGAGCUUCAUCAGAUUGCAAAUGACACAAAGGAAAAACUACAGCAAAUGCAAAAGGACUGCUUAAUGAAGAUUGAUGAAAACUGCACUGCUUUGACAGAGAAACACAAGAUUGAGAUUAUGAGAAUUGUGUCAGAGAAACUUGAAGCAGAAAACAGCUGGGUAUUGGAAAAGCAACAGUUCAUAGAAAAGAAUGAAGGUCUUCUCAAGAGAAACAAAAUUCUUAAAGAACAACUUGAGUGUUUGGAAAGAACAGGAAGUGAUGCUGCAAAAUUGAGCUCAGCUCUUCAAGAGGCAAAAGCGACUAUUGAAUCCCUUAAACAAAACUGUGAACAGUUAAAACAAGAGAAGAGUAUCCUAGAAAAGAGUGUGCGGGAUUUCAGCAUGGAAAAUGAGUCUCUGUCAACAGAGGUGGACAGCUUGAAAUCUAGGAUAGCGGUUCUGGAAAUGCAGUCAAAAUUGGCCAAGGCUUCUAAAGCUGAGGAGCAGGAUCAAGCGAUGGAAAUUGCUAACCUAAAAGAACUUAUUCAAGAACUUGAAGGGAAAAAUGAAACCUUAACAGAAGAGAUUGAUAAACUGGACAAAGAGAACAAACUUUUGGAAUUCAAUCUUCAAGAUUCCGCUCAAACAUUGAAACACAUGUACAAAGAGAGAGACUUGCUCAAAAACAGGAUCACAGGACUUCUCAAUGAGAUAGCAGCUCUAAAAUCGCAGACACCAGAGAAGCACACUUUUGUAGACUUUGUUCACCUCAAGCGGGAUUACAAUGCAUUGAAAGAGGAACAUGAGAAACUUCUCAAACGACGAAGCUCAAAAACCAACGUGUUACCAACUCUUAAAGCCACUGACAGUACUCUUGUUACACGAGCAUCCAGUGGUGGAACUGUCAGGAGUACAGCAGCAGUGGGGAGGGUGGGUAGUUUUUGCUAAUCUGGAUUAUAGGACCACUCCUCUGUCACCGUCCUUCGCCCCCACCACUGCAAACCUGAUGUCAUUCUGGUAACCUGGAAAGUUUCAGUGAAGGAUGGUUAUACAAUGGCGUUAUCAUCAUCGAUUAUUGAUCUACUGGACAGACGGCUCGAGGUUUCGAUGGCUGAUAAGUCAUGAAAAGCGCAGUUCUAAUCAACUAUUGAAGUUGAUCAGAAAUCAAGAGCUUGAAGUCAGUUGUAUAAGAAUAGCUUUCUUGUAAAAAUCACCCACUUUAUUUUGAUUAUCGAAACUGGCUCUCAUUUAGUUUAAUUAUCAUUGGUUCCUUGAAAACAUAUAAAUUGUUAAGGGUAUACUAUAGAUAAGAACUUCCAGCCUGUGUUGGUUAUCCUCGAGAAAUGCGGUAAAUAUGUAUAAAAAUUAGAACUUUGCACUGGAAUCUGAGAUGUUUUAGUCCUAGGGGCGCGGUUGUUCAUAUAGCAGCUACGACGGAGACUGCGAGGACAACGCCUAGUGAGAAAUAAAGUGAUGUUUUACUCAG
This is a messenger RNA of Orbicella faveolata, 1846 nucleotides long. RefSeq lists its product as uncharacterized. NCBI's taxonomy places the organism in Eukaryota, Metazoa, Cnidaria, Anthozoa, Scleractinia, Merulinidae. The record is from RefSeq and is a predicted model, not a curated record.